AUGGCCGAUAUUCACUCUCAAAGGCGCCAAACCAUAAUCUUACAUGUACACAAUUUCUUUGUUUUCACAUUCAAUACUAGUCUGCGUAUCAAUCUUGCAAGCCAAUAUUUGCCUGCUGCUUCCACCCAUUCCAUUCUUGCGUUUACAGUGUCAGUACUUGUUGCCCUAAUUCAAAUCAAGUUCCCGGGAAUAUCAAUGUUGUCUUCUCCAUUUGAAACCCAUCGUACCACCACCAUUGUUGCCAUUGCAAGCUUACUUGCCUACAUCUCCGCUGUUGCGGCUAGGCUAAGAUUCCCUACUUACUCUCCCACCAACUUUCGCUUGGCCAUCAUGUUUUGUGCUUUACUAUCAGUUGCAUCUUUGCUAACCCUUCUCGUUCCUAACUCCUGGCACCAUGUCCCAUUCGUGAUCUUCAUCUUCUACUAUUUGAUGUCCCAUAUGUAA
Prunus armeniaca (apricot) is the source of this 444-nucleotide messenger RNA. The record is from the annotation of a GenBank genome assembly. Lineage: Eukaryota; Viridiplantae; Streptophyta; Magnoliopsida; Rosales; Rosaceae.